GAUCAGGACCUAGCACACAACCUGAUACAUAGUUGAUGUUUAAUGAAUGAUUAUUAACCAAAUGUUAAAAGAAUAAAGAGCUGGUGAUAAAGCUAACUUCUAGUCCAGGUAUGCACUGCCUCCCUGCAAAGGCCAGGCUGGCCUGCUCCCUUUCAGAAUGGGAUCUCAUAGGAGCCUCUUCUCUACUCAAAGUGACACCAUCAGACCCCAUAUAUGGGGAACAAUGUUACUUCCUGGUUUCCUUUAAAAGCCCUUUGGGAGGAGACUGGAGGUACAGUGAGCAGGCGUCAGUCUUGGGGAGCCUCUUCAGCCCUGCAGGGUUGGGGCCUCCUUUCUGUCUCUCCUCCAUGGCACAGAGCUCCACUUAGAAUCCACAGAAACCCUUGGAGGCAGUGAGCGUCAGCCUCCAUCUAAAGUGGUGAUGACCAGCCUAGUCUCUGGCUGGAGAAACUUGGAGUUGAUUCUGGUUCUCUUGGGCCAGAUAUUAACCUUAUGAAGUCUCAGUUUCCUCCCUAUAAUGUGGGGAUACAUAUAAUGUGCAUUUCAUCCAGUUGCUAUCAAGAUUGAAUGAGAAAAUGCAUGCCCAGUCCUCAUCACAGCAUGAGGUGAAUGACAGCUAUGGUUACUGGAAUUUGAAGGCCUGAGAGAGGAAUGUGAAAGAGGAACUAAUAAUAACAUCAGGCACUGCAGGGCGCUUUGCCAAUCACUCUUUUUUUUUUUUUUGAGUCAGGGUCUCCUUCUGUGGCCCAGUCUGGAAGGUAGUGGUGCAAUCUUGACUCACUGCAACCUCCGCCUCCCGGAUUCAAGUGAUUCUCCUGCCUCAGCCUCCCAAGUAGCUGGGAUUACACGUACGCACCACCAUGCCCAGCUAAUUUUUGUAUUUUUAGUAGAGAUAGGGUUUCAACAUAUUGGCCAGGCUGGUCUCAAACUCGUGACCUCAAGUGAUCUGCCCGCCUCAGCCUCCCAAAAUGCUGGGAUUAUAGGCGUGAACCAUCACACCGGGCCAUUCCAAUCACUCUUCAUUUCCUGCAUCUCAAAGCAAUGCUGUCAAACAGUUGGAGUUGAUUUUCUAGGCCUUUCUGUUUUCCCCCUCCUGUUUGCCAUUGCAGGGCCUCCUCUGGUCACUCGUACCAGUGAGAGAUCAGGCUACUUAAGGAAGUACUCACAGCGGAAAAUCAGAUUGAAACUGCCUUUGGAAAAGUAUGACUGAGACAGUGAAGGAGAUCAAACUUAACUGACUCCAUCUUGCUCCUAACCUCCAGACUGUCCUUAUUCAUUCCUGGGUGUAGGCCGAACUAACUUUGGGAGAAACUUAGUUUGUAGUUUAAACAAAGACGGUAACAACCCUUUCUUAAAGCAGACCUCCUUCUUGCCUGGGGACUAGAUUGCCUUUGUAGGAUGAACAUUAACCACAAGAUUAGAAAUUAUGGUUUAGGAGUCACGCAGCUGGAGGCUACAAGAUUCCAGCCCUCCCCUAAACUGCUCCUAAGAUCAGUGCUUCUUUCCCAAGCGGCUGCUGAAGAUGGCGGAGGUACAGGUCCUGGUGCUUGAUGGUCGAGGCCAUCUCCUGGGCCACCUGGCGGCCAUCGUGGCUAAACAGGUACUGCUGGGCCGGAAGGUGGUGGUUGUAUGCUGUGAAGGCAUCAACAUUUCUGGCAAUUUCUACAGAAACAAGUUGAAGUACCUGGCUUUCCUCCGCAAGCGGAUGAACAGCAACCCUUCCCGAGGCCCCUACCCCCUCUGGGCCCCCAGCCGCAUCUUCUGGCGGACCAUGCGAGGUAUGCUGCCCCACAAGACCAAGCCAGGCCAGGCCGCUCUGGACCGCCUCAAGGUGUUUGACUGCAUCCCACCGCCCUACGACAAGAAAAAGCGGAUGGUGGUUCCUGCUGCCCUCAAGGUUGUGCGUCUGAAGCCUACAAGAAAGUUUGCCUAUCUGGGCCGCCUGGCUCACGAGGUUGGCUGGAAGUACCAGGCAGUGACAGCCACCCUGGAGGAGAAGAGGAAAGAGAAAGCCAAGAUCCACUACCGGAAGAAGAAACAGCUCAUGAGGCUACGGAAACAGGCCGAGAAGAACGUGGAGAAGAAAAUUGACAAGUACACAGAAGUCCUCAAGACCCACGGACUCCUGGUCUGAACCCAAUAAAGACUGUUAAUU
Messenger RNA from Pan troglodytes (chimpanzee), 2155 nucleotides. RefSeq names its product large ribosomal subunit protein uL13-like. The record is from RefSeq and is a predicted model, not a curated record. Gene Ontology annotation, cellular component: ribosome; cytosolic large ribosomal subunit. The transcript has a single exon. Gene Ontology annotation, molecular function: mRNA binding; structural constituent of ribosome. Lineage: Eukaryota; Metazoa; Chordata; Mammalia; Primates; Hominidae. The coding region runs from base 1523 to 2134 and encodes 203 amino acids. Gene Ontology annotation, biological process: negative regulation of translation; translation.